AUGAAUCGUUUUAGUGAUAUUGAUUGUUCAUUUAAAGAAUUAAAACCUGUUUAUGGUUAUCGUAGUCAAAAACUUGUUACAAUUGAAAAAGCAUUAGAAUUAAUUCAAUCUCGAAUUGAUGAAUUACCAUAUUUUAUUAAAAUAGCAAAAAAAUAUUGUCAUUAUCCAUCAGAACAUGGUUUAACACAUGAUGAAUCAGCAUCAAUUUAUAUUUAUACAAUGGAAUGGGGUGAACAAACUUUAUAUCGUGUUUUAAAUCAAACUUUAAGAAAUGAAAAUAGACAUUUAUUAAAAGUAUGGUUUCCUUAUUUGAAAUUAUUUGAUACAGCAUUAAAUAAAAUACCAACUGUAAAAGAAACUGUAUGGAGAGGUAUUCCUGAGGAUAUUGGAAAAGGUUUUCAUGAAAAUGACACAAUAAUAUGGUGGAGUAUUAGUUCAUGCUCAUCAAAAGUUAAUGUUAUCAAAGGAUUUCUUGGAAAUGAGAAAAAUUCUACGACGUUUUUAAUUGAAGCAUUGAAUGGUAAAAAAGUAUCUGGUUAUACAGCACAUGAAAGUGAAGAUGAAAUCAUUUUAAGAAUGGGAACAGAAUUUCGUGUAAAAAGUAAUGCAUUAGAUCAUCCAAACGGAUCAUAUCUUGUUCAUUUAAUUGAAAUUAAUGAUGAUAAUAAUCAUACAAAAUUAGCAUUAUCGGUCAAUCAAAUACAAUUAUCAACAAUAACAACAAACCAAAUAAGCUCAACUGAUAUUCUUCAACAUAUAUUCUAUGAUGCUGUUUGUUUCGUAUUACAAACUUCUGACGAAAAAAAUAUCACACUUGCUAAAGCCAAAGGUAUAUGGGCAACAUCGCAACUCAAUCAACAGAAACUAAAUCGAGCUUUUGAAGAUUACCGAAAUGUAAUUUUAUUUCUUUCUGUUACUAAAAGCGAACGAUUUCAAGGAAUUGCUCGUUUAUCUUGUCAAUCACGACAUACCAAUGAAAAAGUUGUUUGGAUUUUUCAAGAAGGCAAGAAGGAUGUUUCAAAUGUUUUUCAUAUCGAUUGGAUACCAUGCGAACCGUUACGAUUUUGUAACAUCGAACAUUUAUUGAAUUCGUUAAAUGAGAAUAAACCGGUUACAAUGAGUAGCGACGGUCAGGAAAUUGAACUAGAUUGUGCCAAAGCGUUAUGUCGUUUAUUUCGAUCGGAUCUGAAUAUUGAUAUUAUGCCAAUAGUAACAAAAGCUAUAAGCCAUAAUGACAACAUGAAAGCAGAUAAACAUAAAACAAAUACAUGUGAUCAAAACAGUGUUCUACGUAUAGAAUGUCGAAACGAAGCUUUGGCUGAAGCGGACGAAUCGAAUGACAUACAGCUUAAACAGGAGGAAUCUGAAAGCACGUACGAUACAGACAGUAUUGCUAGUGAAUCUGUUGCUGACGAUUUAAAUGAUACAAUAUUGUUAAGAAAGAAUGCGAUUUUUAUCAGUGGUCUACCAUCGACUAUGCCGAAGCAACUUCUGUUCGAUACACUAUAUGAUGAAUUUUGCACUGUUGGUCGAAUUAAAAUUGAUAAACAAACAAAGAAACCAUCCAUCUUUCUACUUAAAAGUAAAAGGAAUAAUGCUCAACUGAGUGGUAAUGCAGUGAUCACAUUCGAAAACGGAAAAGCAGUAGCUGAAGCAAUUAAAAAAUAUAACCAAAUGCGUGUAACGUCGUUAAAUAAUGCUCGAAUUGGUGUGAAACAGUCGGAAAUGAAGCCUCAUGCAUUACGACAACGACAGCUAGAACUAGUACUACCAUUAUCAAACCUAGAACGCAACCAGGAGAAAUCUGAAAACACAGAUGAUACAGAUAGUAUUGCUGGUGAAUCUGUUGUUGAUGAAUCUGUUGCUGGCGAUUUAAAUAAUGCAGUAUUGCUAAGAAAGAAUGCGAUAUUUAUCAGUGGUUUACCAUCAACUAUGAUAGAGCAGCUUCUGUUCGAUACACUAUGGGAUGAAUUUUCUACUGUUGGUUCAAUUAAAAUUGAUAAACAAACAAAGAAACCAUCCAUCUCUGUACUUAAAAGCAAAAGGAAUAAUGCUCAACUAAGUAUUUUUGCAGAGAUCACAUUUGAAAACGGAGAAGCAGUAGCAGAAGCAAUUAAAAAAUAUAACCAAAUGCGUGUAACGUCGUUAAAUAAUGCUCGACUUGGUGUAAAACGGUCAGAAAUGAAACCUGGUGCAUCACGACAACGACAGCUAGAACUAGUGCUACCAUUGUCAAGUGAGCAUUUGUAG
This is a messenger RNA of Adineta steineri, 2250 nucleotides long. NCBI's taxonomy places the organism in Eukaryota, Metazoa, Rotifera, Eurotatoria, Adinetida, Adinetidae. The record is from the annotation of a GenBank genome assembly.